AUGUCUCCGAUUGAUCCCGGCUCUCUCGUCCUAGUGACUGGCGGAAAUGGCUUUAUCGCGGCCCAUUGUCUUGCCACUCUUCUGCGUUCCCAAUACCGCGUCCGUGCAACAGUGCGCUCCACAGACAAGGCGAAGGAAACUCGCAAAGCAUUGAGCGCGGCCGACGUGGAGAAUUUAUCAAAUUUAGAGCUUGUGGUCGUACCAGACCCGACUGAUCUUCAGUCCUUUUCCAACGCGGUGCGCGAUUGUCAGGCCAUCCUCCACCUGGCGUCGGCGUUUACCUACGAUGCACGCCCAGGGGAGUUUGAAGAAAAGCUGAUGGCGCCUGCGCUGAAAGGGACGCAAACCGUCUGCGAAGCUGCGAAACAACACUCUACUGUUCGACGGCUGGUCAUCAUGUCCAGCUUCGCUAGUGUCUACGAUGCCAGUUUGGGUUUGCAGCCUGGACGUGUCUACACUGAGAAGGAUUGGUCUCCACUGUCGUAUGAAGAUGGGGUGAAUGCACCAGCUGUGCCUAUCGCAUACCGCGCCUCGAAAGUUGUCGCUGAACGCGCCGCCUGGGAUCAUGUUCGAGAGCAUCCGGUCCAAUAUCAACUAGUGACACUCUGUCCCGGGAUGGUUUUUGGUCGCAUGAUCCAUCCCAUAGAGUCACUGUCCCAGUUGAAUGCAAGCAAUCAAAUCGUGUGGCAGGUACUGAGUGCAGGCAAGGACGGGGAGUUGCCGCCAACGAAAGCGCCAGGUAUAUUCUCUCACUCCAUCCUCGAUCCCUAUGCUAAUGAGCUACAUUCAGUGUGGGUUGAUGUUGAGGAUCUAGCGGAGACAUGUUUGAAGGCGCUGACCUUCUCUGCGAGCGGACACGAGCGAUUCUUGGUGACCCAGGCAUCUUACGACACUCAGGAAAUCGGGGAUAUUAUUCGUGAGCGACUUCCACAGAGUCAACAAAGGAUUCCGGUGGGAAAUCCGGGUAAGCGAAUUGCGGACACGCAUUAUUCUUGUGAUUCAGCCAAGGCGCAGAUCAUACUGGGUGCUCAGUUACGGCCAUUAGAGGCGUCUAUCGUUCCCUUGGCACAUCAGCUAUACGCUCUGGAAGGUCGCUGA
Molecule: messenger RNA, 1098 nt
Organism: Penicillium riverlandense
Lineage: Eukaryota; Fungi; Ascomycota; Eurotiomycetes; Eurotiales; Aspergillaceae
Exons: 2
Coding region: 1-1098 (365 amino acids)
Molecular function (GO): oxidoreductase activity, acting on the CH-OH group of donors, NAD or NADP as acceptor
Source: RefSeq, a predicted model, not a curated record